This is a messenger RNA of Anopheles aquasalis, 2410 nucleotides long. Its product is annotated as melanization protease 1-like. Lineage: Eukaryota; Metazoa; Arthropoda; Insecta; Diptera; Culicidae. The record is from RefSeq and is a predicted model, not a curated record. Gene Ontology annotation, biological process: proteolysis. Gene Ontology annotation, molecular function: serine-type endopeptidase activity.
AACCGCGGGCAGCAUCCCCAUCGAACUCGUUCAGACUACUAAUGGGAUUCUUUCUACCGCGAGUAUCUGGGUCCCGCCCGUAUCCCAAAAGCCGCAGUGGCAAGAAGAGCGCAGUGUCUGUCGGUUAUGUUGCGAAUUAAAUUCAUUUGGCCUUGUUGGUUCUGUAUGUGGAGAGUGGCGCGAGGCAGCAUGGGCUGACACAUGAAUGGAACGGAUACGCGGCCCUCAAUUGAAUCGUGUUCUCGCACGGGACGGGACGGGACGGGACCAGCAGGCCAGAAUGAUAUAGGCAGCAAAUGACCUUAUCAUUGAAUCGUUCCACACGCCAACCGAUUACCCGUCCACGCACAGCGCAUCGCAUGGCCGCCACUCAAUUGGUACUUAUGAAACGCAGUGAUUGCUGGCACCCGGUAUAAUGCCGCCGAGAACCGGCAUACAGUUCGAUGGAUAUGGUAACAGAAGCGUUAGUUUGGAGAAUAGGAUAACUCCCAUAGUGUGCGCCUGGUUGCUUGCUAAAUCCUCUCGUAUGGAGGGCCGGAGAUAAUGUUGCAGCAUUUGCCAGGGUCUCGAUGGGCCACAGAUGCACGAGGAGUGAUCGCUUGAUCGAAAGGAGUUUGAUGUGAUCAGUUCUAUUCAAAGCAGAGCAGAUGGGUGCCAAGUAAACAGUAUUUAAAAAAAAUCCAUAAAAAUUAGAAAACCGAUGGGUAAACCUGUUGAACACAAAUAAAGUGUAUCACGUUCCACGUUUCCAUCCUGUGUUGCAGCUGAUGUGGGAAGUUCCAAACGUGAUAAGAGUAGUGUUCCUACCAGCAGGGCAACGAUUAUGUUAUUUAUUUCACUAUGAAACUAGGUAUGCAAAUCCAGCCUAUUUGCAUCGUACUCGAAGAAGAGGUAAUCCCUGACUGCCUGACUAACUGGUUUUGCCCUUUUGGCAGCAGCAUGCCGUGUAGAUGUUAUAGUGGUCCUGGACUCUCCUCGUUGCGAUUACGCAGAUGCACUCACAGAUGAAAUAAAUAUUUCAUUGUUGACAUUCACUGUGAACCAAUGAAGCUUCCCUGCCUAUCGCAUUCUACUCUGCAGCAUCUUCAUUUUCUAUAAAAUAGUGCCGGAUGAUCGCACGAUCGCCAGUGAUAGUGGAUCGACUAGUCUCGACUAGUCUAUCAAGGUUGAUCGGAACCAAGAUUUCUACUCACCCGGAAGAUGGCGACCAGAAAAAUCGUCAUUUGCCUACUGAUAGUCGUGCACGUGUGCAGUGUGUUGUCUCAUAACGAUCCCGCCUGCACUACACCUGUUCGUAAGGCAGGAUUCUGUGUCCCAAUCGAACGGUGUCGGAACAUCAACCGCAUUGUGCAGUCACGUACACCACCUAGCAGGGGCAUCCAGAAUUAUAUAAAUCGUGCUGGCUGCACUCUGGCCGGUGUGGCACGUAGUAUCUGCUGCCUACCAACGGAAAUCGUUCCUGAUACAUCCGUGUCUAAGUGGCGCUUGUUACCGACGGAAACGUGCGGCAAAAGCACCUACCAAAAAGUAGGCUGGGGCAAUACGACGGAUCCAUUCGAGUACCCGUGGAUGGUGGUGCUGCGGUAUGAGAGAGAUGGCGAAUUUAAAGAUCAAUGCGGAGGAUCGUUGAUCAAUAACCGCUACGUGUUGACGGCCGGUCAUUGCGUGAGAACCGAGAACCGUUGGAAUCUAAUUAGUGUACGACUUGGCGAGCAGGACAAGAGCAAACCGAUUGAUUGCAUAGUUUACAGCAAUGGAGAAAGGAGGUGUGCGGAUCCACCGAUUGUGCUUGGCAUAGAAUCAACGGUUGUGUAUCCCGGAUACAAUAGACCGUUUGCUAGGCACGACAUUGCUUUAAUUCGGCUGCCACAAGAAAUCACAUACAGUGAUUCCAUUCAACCGAUUUGCCUACCAACCAGAGAGGAUGUUCGCAAUCUGCUACUGCCUAGGUUUAUUGUGGCCGGCUGGGGUAAGACAGAGAACGAAACGGAUUCUGAUGUUUUAAUGCAAGCAACGCUGGAUUCGGUGCCAGUGCCGGAAUGCCAAGGCACACUGAGGAAAAAUGGCGUAAUAAUAGACCUUUCCGAGGAGCAUCAGAUGUGCGCUGGUGGGAAAAACCGUAUUGACUCGUGCAGAGGCGAUUCAGGAGGUCCUUUAGGUUUCAGCGUAGCACUCAUAGGGGCACGAUUUGUUGAAUAUGGAAUUGUGUCGGCCGGUAUUCAAUCUUGUGGUCAGCGGAGUGUACCGGGAAUUUAUACUCGUGUAGCUCCCUACAUGGAGUGGAUAGCAGAAAACAUUCAACCGUAAUCGUGACCAUCCCGGUGUGUCGGCUACGACCUCGCACGUAACCUGUUCUAUCUAAGCAACAUAAAUAUUUUACUCAAAAUGAAAUGCAAAACAAUCAAAUAAA